This is a messenger RNA of Lecanosticta acicola, 2360 nucleotides long. NCBI's taxonomy places the organism in Eukaryota, Fungi, Ascomycota, Dothideomycetes, Mycosphaerellales, Mycosphaerellaceae. The record is from the annotation of a GenBank genome assembly.
AUGGCGGCCGUUAAUACCCACCGCAACAAUGCUCCUCAAGCUUUCGUCUCGAGCUACGCUCCGCGAAUCCGCACAUACGGGAAUCCCCUCCUUACACCUGUCGUACCGCAGACAGUCCUCCCUCCUGUGCGCACCACCAAACGGGGCACGACCGCGAUCAACUAUGCAGAGGAGUUCGACGACGACAGUAUAGAGGAUUCCGAUGCGCCGAGACGAGCGACCGGCUUGCGCACUGCACAGCAGCGACGCGAACCGGAUCCCAUGUUGGAGAAGGUCAAAGAGCUGGGCAAGGAGGUAGACGCGCCGGUCGAUGUGCAAGGAAUAUGGCGAGAAUGGAUGGGCAAGCCAAAGCGCGUCUUGACCGAGAGGCAGAUGCAUACACAAUCGGCGCUUCCAACCACUCUCAUACCAAUCAAGAUUGACCUGGAAGUAGCGCCCUUCCGCCCAGAGGCUGCACUCCCGACGCCCAACAAUGCCAAGGAUUUUGGUAUUGACGAGAACCUGCCCGCAUACAAGGCGCCAGAGCCAACUCCGCCAUAUCGACUGAAAGAUCAAUUUCUUUGGAAUUUGCAUGAAGCUUUGAUAACGCCAGACAUGUUCGCCAAGACUUUUGUCGAGGAACUGGACUUCCCUGUCAUGAGGAAACAGGCUAUGAUAAUGGAAAUCUCCCAGCAGAUCCGUAUGCAGCUUGAAGAGCACGCAGCCACUGCGCUUCACCCCCUCUUUCAGCCGGAGGCCAAUAAUCCUCCGUUGCCGACCACGAAUGCACCAACUCCUUCUGUACGACCCGCAGGAUCGCGGGAAGAUUCUUCAACUCCUAUGCAAGCAGACACUCCGAGUGCUGGCUUGCUUCAACCUCCACAAACCAACGGCCAACAACCCACCUCAGACCCACCAACUCCAAUGCCGAACGGCACGUCGACUCCCUACCUAACGGCAACCGCCGAUACUUUGCCCAGAGAUCCAUCAGCAUCCUCAGCUCUCAAUCCGGCCGAUAGCCAUCGUUGCGUCAUAACACUGUCUAUCAAUCAUCAGAAUCGACUGUAUACAGACAGAUUUGAGUGGUCACUUCUGCAUCCACCGGGGUUCCCAGAGAUUUUCGCGAAGCAGACGUGUGCAGAUUUGGGUUUGCCGGGUGAAUGGGUACCUAACAUGGCGCAUGCUAUUUACGAAGCGACAUUGCGAUUGAAAAAGGAUAUGAUAGACAACAACGGUACUUUGGCCGGUGUCGUUGGGAGUGGCGUUGACGGAUGGGGCGUGAUUGAAAACGAAGCCUGCGAGUAUCAUGGUACGGCCGAGCCUGCAAUAGGAGUUGGCGCAGGAUGGAGAUUCGAUGAAGAUGCUCUUGGGGCUGAUUGGGAGCCGAAGAUCGAAGUCCUUAGUAAGGAAGAGAUCGAGAGGCGAGAGGGCGACCGAGAACGGCAAAUAAGGAGACAGCGACGGGAGACUGCACGCUUCACCACGAGCCAUUCGUUACAAGCGCAAAGCAGUGGGCUGGGCGAUUACUUCUCUGUCGGUCUGGGUUCGUCGCAAGCGAACGGCGGGGACGAUGAGCGCAUGGGUCGGGGUGAGCGGUCAAAGAAGAAGCGUCGCUUCAGAAGCUUAUCUCCUAUCGGUCGUGAAACGCCCGAGCUCGCGGGCUUCGGCGGCACGACAAGUCAACUCAGUGAAGGUGAAAGAGCUUACUGGAGUUGUGCGCACUGUAACGUUUGGGGAUCCGCGAUAUGGGGUGUUCGCGACGGCCCUAACGGACCCAGAGUGAGUGCAACCACACCAUGUAAACUGCCAUUCCACGAAACUGACCACCGCGAUAGACUCUAUGUCACAAUUGCGGUCUCCUUUACGAGCGCGACAAGAGGUUACCCCCUUGGAACGAUCGACUGUUCUUUCAUGAGAAGAACCAGGGCUCCCGCGAAGCCAAUAUGCCGCAAUACGGCCAACCGCCAGCACCGUCGCGCCAACUCACACACCUCCAGUCGGAUCUCGCACCUUUCCCACAAUCGACACCGACGCAGACGCCGCGACUGCAACGGGAAGACCUCAAUCCUUCCUCUCAUCUUUAUACCGGUGCCUCUUCCGGUGGCCAAGGACAGAUUAGCGCCAACACCAUGGCUGAUAUCAUCAACUAUGCCGAGCCCGGAGAGGAUCUCGACUGGACGAAGAUCACUGAGCCACGGGAACGAAAGCGCCUGCAGAACAUUAUCAACGGGCGCAAGUAUCGCGAGCGGAGGCUUGCUGCUGAGGGUCACGGGGGUUCUGGUGGCAAUUAUCCGGGCGCGGCGGGUGUUGGCAGCUACCUUAGCACGGGAUAUGGCCAGCGCCAGUCCUUGUUGCAACCAAGCGGCACUCCGGUAACAUGA